Molecule: messenger RNA, 963 nt
Organism: Silurus meridionalis
Lineage: Eukaryota; Metazoa; Chordata; Actinopteri; Siluriformes; Siluridae
Gene: psma6b
Product: proteasome 20S subunit alpha 6b
Exons: 7
Coding region: 125-865 (246 amino acids)
Biological process (GO): ubiquitin-dependent protein catabolic process
Cellular component (GO): proteasome core complex; nucleus; cytosol
Source: RefSeq, a predicted model, not a curated record
ACCCCGGAAGAGCACGCUGGGAGUAGUUCCGGUUGAGAGAGAAAUUCUGCAUGUCACUGCUAUAAAGAAGGGUUUUAUAUAUAACUAUUAUUUUAAUUAAAAAAAGAAGGAGGGUUUAUUAAAGAUGUCUCGCGGCUCGAGCGCCGGGUUUGAUCGCCAUAUAACCAUUUUCUCCCCGGAGGGAAGACUUUAUCAAGUGGAAUAUGCGUUUAAGGCCAUUAAUCAGGGUGGUAUGACGUCGGUGGCUGUGCGAGGGAAAGACUGCGCCAUCGUCGUUACACAGAAAAAAGUUCCGGACAAGCUCCUAGACGCCUCUACAGUUACUCACCUGUUCCGCAUCACAGACAACAUCGGCUGUGUGAUGUCCGGCAUGACGGCUGACAGCAGGUCUCAGGUGCAGAGAGCUCGUUACGAGGCAGCGAACUGGAUGUACAAAUACGGCUACGAGAUUCCAGUAGACAUGCUCUGCAAGAGGAUCGCCGACAUUUCACAAGUUUACACACAGAACGCUGAGAUGAGACCACUCGGCUGCUGUAUGAUUGUGAUCGGGAUGGAUGAGGAGUUGGGGCCGCAGGUGUAUAAAUGUGACCCUGCAGGUUAUUAUUGUGGCUUUAAGGCCACAGCAGCCGGAGUGAAACAGACUGAAGCCAUCAGCUUCCUGGAGAAGAAAGUCAAGAAGAAACAUGACUGGACCUUCGAGCAGACCAUCGAGACGGCGGUCAGCUGCUUGUCCACGGUGCUGUCCAUCGAUUUCAAGCCGUCUGAGCUGGAGGUGGGAGUGAUUACAGCACAGGAUCCCCGGUUCAGGAUUCUCUCUGAAGCAGAGGUAGAUGCUCACCUGGUGUCUCUAUCUGAGCGAGACUGAGGAAGAACCAGGUGCAUUGUGGGAAUUGUGUAGAAGCGAUGAACGCUAUGUUUUCCUGUACAUCUCUCUGUAUGAUUAAAAUUGUUUUUGAAGAAAAA